GGCAUCUUCUUCUUCUCCUGGGGCUCCCGCUCCUCCUCCUCUUCUUCUUCGGUUUAAUUCCCGCUGCUCUCCGUAGCCUCUUUAAACUCCGGCCGCCCUCUCUCUCUUUCUGCUUCUUCUCUUCCUGGUAAAAUGUUGCGAGCCUCUCUCCCUCACUUUCUCUCGCUCUCCGGUCCCGUUUCUGAGUCGGCGGGACGCGAACCGAGCCGAGCCGAGCGAGCAGGGGCUAAUUCCGGCUGUGGAGUGGCGCAGAGACCGCCCCUUCCUCCUCCGGGGAGACAAACAUGAAAGGAGGACGCCCUUUUCUCGGAAACUGCUCCACCUCUACAAUCUCUCUCUCUCGCUCUCUCUCUCUUUCUCUCUCACUUCCGUUCUUUCCCAAUAUGGCGGCCGGUGUCGGCUUACCUGUCCGUCAGGCGGCUGACGUCACCGUGCGUCACGUCGGGAGGCGGCACCUGAGAGAACUAAACUUCAGGAUGAGUCAGUCACUGACCACACUGGAAAAACUACACAGAGACUCACUGAAAUCCAGAAGAUGGAAGAUUUGGACUUAAAGCAGGACAGAACAGAACCUGAAGGAUCCGUCUGUCCCUCUAUGAGGAGUGACCGGUCCAAAGGACAACCUCCAGACUUCAGUACUGAACCAGAACCAUCAGAGAUGACUGCAGAUGGACCGGUACCGGUACCGGUACCGCUCGGCUCCUUCUUUAAGUUCUGCUCAGAGAUCCAGGAUGAUCCGUCUCAACAGAUUAAUCCGUCCUGCUGUGCUUUGUGUCAGGAGGUUCUGGUGGAUCCGGUCUCUACCAGCUGUGGUCACUGGUUCUGCAGACAGUGCAUCAGGUCCUACUGGGACCAGUCUGCUCCAUCUGGACCCUCCUCCUGCCCCCAGUGUGGAGAAAGACCCAGAACAGGAGCUGGACUGCUGACAGCCAAUCAGAGCAGCUGUGCUCCAGCAAAUGUUGUUCUGCAGGAGGUUCUAGAGGAACAUAAGAUCAGUCUCAGGUGGAGAUGUGAAUGUGUGACUGAAGGAAGCGAUGAAACAGGAAGUAGAACCCUCCUCAACAGGAUCUACACUGAUCUAUACAUCACAGAGAGUCAGAGUGAAGAGGUUAAUACCCAACACGAGGUGAAGCAGCUGGAGAGAGCUUCCAAGAUCCAGAAUGUCCAUGACUCUCCAAUCAGGUGCAAUGACAUUUUUAAAGCCUUCCCUGACCAACAUGGAGUCAUCAGAGUGGUUCUGACUAACGGCGUCGCUGGUGUUGGAAAAACCUUCUCAGUGCAGAAGUUCACUCUGGACUGGGCCGAGGGCUUGGAGAACCAAGAUGUCAGUGUGGUGGUUCUGCUGUCGUUCAGGGAACUGAACCUGAUCAGAGAUCAGCAGCACAGUCUUCUCUCGCUGCUCCAUGUUUUCCAUCCAACACUCCAGAAGCUCCCAGCAGAGCAGCUGGCUGAAUGCAAACUGCUCUUCAUCUUUGAUGGCCUGGAUGAAAGCAGACUUUCACUGGACUACAACAGCAGGCAGCUGGUUUCUGAUGUCACACAGAAGUCAUCAGUCAACGUUCUGCUGACAAACCUCAUCAGGGGGAACCUGCUUCCCUCAGCUUUCAUCUGGAUAACUACCAGACCUGCAGCAGCCAAUCAGAUUCCUCCUUCAUGUGUUUCCAGGGCAACAGAAGUACGUGGCUUCACUGACACCCAGAAGGAGGAGUACUUCAGGAGGAGGUUCAGUGAUGAAGAGCUGUCCAGCAGAAUCAUCUCCCACAUCCAGACCUCCAGGAGCCUCCACAUCAUGUGUGGCAUCCCAGUCUUCUGCUGUAUCACUGCUACGGUUCUGGAGAACAUGUUGACCUCAGAGCAGAGAGGAGAGCUGCCCAAGACCAUGACUGACAUGUACUCACACUUGCUGCUGGUCCAGACAACGAGGAAGAAGAACAAGUACCAUGGAGGACAUGAGACAAGUCCACAGGAGCUGAUGGAGGCUGACAGGGAAGUUCUUCUGAAGCUGGGGAGGCUGGCGUUUGAACAUCUGGAGAAAGGAAACAUCAUGUUCUACCAAGAAGACCUGGAGCAGUGUGGUCUGGAUGUCACUGAGGCCUCAGUGUACUCAGGAGUUUGUACAGAGAUCUUCAAAAGAGAGAGUGGGAUCUUCCAGAAACCAGUUUACUGCUUUGUUCAUCUCAGCAUCCAGGAGUUUCUGGCUGCAGUUUACAUGUUCCACUGUUUCACCAGCAGGAAUACAGAGGUGAUGGAGAAGUUCCUGGGAGAAAAUUACAGUGAAACAUCUCUGGAGGAUUUUAUGAACAGAGUUAUGUCUAAAUCCUUCCAAAGUAAAAAUGGCCACCUGGACCUGUUUGUUCGCUUCCUUCAUGGUCUCACUCUGGAGUCCAACCAGAGUCUGUUAGGAGGCCUGCUGGGUCAGACAGAGAUCAGUCCAGAAACCAUCCAGAGAAUCACCAACAAUCUGAAGGAGAUGAAAACUGAUUAUAUCUCUCCUGACAGAAGCAUCAACAUCUUCCACUGUCUGGUGGAGAUGAACGACCUCUCAGUUUUUCAGGAGAUUCAACAGUUCCUGAAAUCAGGGAAUAAACUCUCAGGGAUCCAGUGUUCAGCUCUGGCCUUCAUGCUUCAGAUGUCAGAUGUUCUGGAUGAGUUGGACCUGGAGAAGUACAACACAUCAGAAUCGGGACGACAGAGACUGGUUCCAUCUGUGAGGAACUGCAGAAAGGCUCGGUAA
Messenger RNA from Poecilia reticulata (guppy), 2734 nucleotides. The record is from RefSeq and is a predicted model, not a curated record. Lineage: Eukaryota; Metazoa; Chordata; Actinopteri; Cyprinodontiformes; Poeciliidae.